Molecule: messenger RNA, 614 nt
Organism: Episyrphus balteatus (marmalade hoverfly)
Lineage: Eukaryota; Metazoa; Arthropoda; Insecta; Diptera; Syrphidae
Gene: hui
Exons: 4
Coding region: 124-534 (136 amino acids)
Source: RefSeq, a predicted model, not a curated record
GGACAGGUUAGUCUUAACCUGAACGUCCGUCGUAUAGAACCUUUUUUGUCGUGAAGAUACUCGCAUACAAAAACACAUCUUCAAGUUAUUUUUAGAACCCUAACUAAUUAACAAACCACAAACAUGAAAAUCACUUGUUUAGUUCUGUGCUUUCUGGGAUUAGCCGCUUUUGUUAGCGCAGAUUCUGGGUUCUUUGUUCCUAAAGCUUUUUACAAAUUAGAUGCUGAGGGUCAUAAAUCAAAUGUUCAUGAAAUCAAUCCUCAUCAAGCAAAUAUUUUGAGACGUCUCCGAAGACAAACUUUCGGUAGUAGUAGCAGUUCAAGCACCUCAUCAUUUACAACUGGUGAUGGUGGACAAACUUACUAUGAAUCACAUCAAGUAGUGAAAAAUUCUGCACCUGGAAUUCUUCAAAGCCGUUUCAGUGGUGAUGAUGAUGAUGAUGAUUUUGGUAUUACUGGACAUGCAGUACAUACAACAGGUGUUAUUAAAAAUGGUCGCGUAGUUUAUGAAGAUGUAAGGCACGAAAAAUUGUAAAACUAAUUUGAAUAUUUGAGUAUAACAUUGUGGUACAUGCCUAAAAUUUAUAAAUAAAAGAGAAGCUUUUUUAUAUUGAA